AUGGAUCAAAGCAAUGAAGGAAGUAUGAAAAAGAUUAGCAAUGUGAAUCUUGACAAACUGAUAGAUGACUUCUCACAGAUUGAAAAGAAAAUGAUAGAAACCACAGGAAAGAACAAUCGUCUGGAUAUUCAGCUGGAGAAGACUAAUAGUUUAUUAAAGAUAAUGCAAACAAGAGAAGCCACUAUAAAAGAAGAAUGUACUACUCUUCAUACUAUGAUAAAAGGGUUACAACAGACUAUUCAAUAUCAACACAAUUUAAAAGAUGAAAAUGAACAACUAAAAAGAAAUGUUGAUUUUAUGAAAGAGACGUUAAAAUCACAUGAGCAGGAAUAUAAGAAUAAUGUUGCAAAACUUAUAAGUGAAAUGAAAAUCAAAGAGGAGGGACAUAAAAUUGAAAUGAGCAAACUUUAUCAGGAUAUGCAGAAAAAAGUUGAAUUAAAAGAAGAAAAGUACAAAGAACUAAUGGCAAAGAAGGAGAUGGAAAUAUCAGAGUUAAAUGAAAAGUUAAGAACUCAAGAGAAGGAAAAACAAAAUGAAAUACUCAGACUACAUCUAGAAUUUGACACCAAACUAGCAAGAGUUCAGACUAAAUCAAAGUCAUAUCUGGAUGCUACUAUUUUGCCACAGAGUAUCUACAGAAGGAAGCUUCAGCAUCUCCAAGAGGAAAAGAGCAAGGAGAUUGCGGGUCUACAGAACACCAUCCGAGACCUGGAGCAGCGCCUUGCAGCUGUCAAAGGCUCCCGCCUCACACGGAGACGGUUUUGAGAAGAGUA
This is a messenger RNA of Phodopus roborovskii (desert hamster), 773 nucleotides long. RefSeq names its product coiled-coil domain containing 152 (gene Ccdc152). The coding region runs from base 1 to 765 and encodes 254 amino acids. The transcript has 8 exons. The record is from RefSeq and is a predicted model, not a curated record. NCBI's taxonomy places the organism in Eukaryota, Metazoa, Chordata, Mammalia, Rodentia, Cricetidae.